Molecule: messenger RNA, 3838 nt
Organism: Dreissena polymorpha
Lineage: Eukaryota; Metazoa; Mollusca; Bivalvia; Myida; Dreissenidae
Exons: 6
Coding region: 67-1194 (375 amino acids)
Source: RefSeq, a predicted model, not a curated record
AUGUUGUUAUUUGUAUUUUGGUCGAUAUGAUGUUCAUCCGAAUUAUUUUCAAGAGUUCAAAAACCAAUGAAUAACGUGUUUGUUUUCAUGUUUCCAGAACCAAGUAUAAAAGCUCCUUGCGAAUCAACUGCCACUGUUAUAUUUUGUCCACUCGAAGCCGAUGAAAUUUCAGAAUGCCGCAAAGAAAUAGAGUCAGUGAUCGCCCAGUGCAUUAAGGAUCCAUCAGAUUUUGAUGUGUCUACAACAGAAGCGGUGUCUACAUCAGACGAAGUGUCUACAACACAAGAGGAAGCAGAAACAGAAAUGGUUUCUACAACCAUGCAAACGUCUCUACCGAACACUGAUUCCGACACAACCCAGCAUAUGCCUUCAACUAUUCCAGGAUCAACAAGCAGCUUAAUGGUAGUUGGAAUCGUCGUUGGGGUCUUUAUUGUGAUUGUCGCUGGAAUCAUUGUAAUUAUUCUUAGAAACACUGGGCGCGCAUGUUUCAAAUCUACCGAGAGCAAAUGGCAUCAAAACAGGGGCGGCAUGACCCAUGAGUCGAAUAUAGAUCCGGAGCUUCAACCUCGUGAUCACUAUGAGUAUUUAGGGAUGAGUGAUGACACCACUGACUCAGUUGUCCUAGCUAGCAAUGUAGGCGUCUUCAAUGGAAAUAAUAGCGGUGGUGUGGCCACUGUUGAAGACGACUUGGCAAUAGCAAAAAAGCCAGGGGAGCAAGAAAACUUUGCUGCAGCAAAGUCCGAUUUCGUGUUGGAAAAAGAAUGCAUGAGUCAAGAUUUCGCUCUUAAAGCCGGUUCAUCUGAGAAACACAAUUACUUUGUUUUAGAAGCACAUCGCUUAGAAUUGGAGAACCGAAAAGAUGAGCCCAGUGACGAAAGGCAUCCGUAUUUUGUUUUAGAAAAAGAAGGCACUGGUAUUCAUGUUAAUGAAUAUCCAUCGGAUGAAGUUAAUGAUUUAUUUAAAUUAGAGAAACCAGUCGUCGAUGUCAAAAUAGGCGUUGAGGAUACUAAUGAUAGAAAAUUCAAAAUUGAUGAAUAUGAGGACAUUGAUGACACACACUUCGAAGUGGUGAACAACGACUAUGAUUUCACCAGCAAAGGUUUGGGUGCGGUAUUUUCAGAAAAUACAUACAGCAGACUUAAUAUAAACGGCGACGAUUAUGAUCAUAUCGGAAUGAAUAAAUUACAAACGUAGAGCAGUAUACACGGAUUAACUGUCGCGAACAGCUGGUGUUUGUGUACGGACAAAUAGUGUAUAAAGAUAUAGCAAACAUAUUACAACUUUGCGUGGCCUUAGAUUUAGGAGCGAAAACAUUUAAAACAUGAUCUCCCUCAUUUGUUUACUUGAAAAUGGGAUACCACUGCUAAUGAAAAUACAUGUAGUUAUUAUUAAAGUAGGUUUUUAUUUUACAAAAUAUUUUGUGUAUGAUGAAAUUUAGUCUGUUUUUGUUGAUUAGCCGUUCCCAACACAAAUUGAAUUUGCUAAAUCUACUAUUAUCUACAAUAUUGCGUGAUUUGUGCUCAUUAUACGACAUUUUAGUAAUACGGAUAGAUAGAAUCUAUUACGUAUUGGUCGUGUUAUUCGAACAGAAUGAAGUAAAGUUAUAGAUAAGUAGAUCUGUAAUGUACAAUGUAUAUAAUAUUAAUUAUCAUAAUCAUAAUUAUAAUUGCCAUAAAGAAACUAUAUUUCUAGGUGCUAUUAAACUAAUAUUUACAGAUAAUUUUAUCCAAAAUUGGAACGGCCAAUUGGUACACUCGAGUAGUGCUCUUAUCUUAUAGAAAUAUAGCAAACUUUCAAAUGUAACCAUAUUAAAUAUUAUGUUAUAUUACAAAGUACAGAUUUAGCUUAUCUAUGUUACGAUUAUCUACUCAUAGAUUAAGAAUAGAAAGUGGCAGAUGGUCUAAACCUAAUACUAAACCUGGUGGGCAAAGGACAUGUAUUACUUGGAACCGUCUAGAAGACGAAUAUCAUGUUGUGCUUGAAUAAAACUUAUACUCAGAUUUAAGAUGUAAAUAUAUACCUUGAUAUUUUAGAAAUAGAUCAAAUAUGCAAAAAAUUAUAGAACUUAUGUCUUCCGAUAGUGAAUCUGUGUUUAGAAAAUAUAGUGCAUUUGUUCAUGCUGCAUUUUCAGUAAGAUUAACAAACAUGUGUCUAUUUAUUAAUGUUAUCGACUUUGUUCACUAACUAAAAUAUGUAAAUUACUAUUGUUUUUGUUUUUGUAUGUAAAUUAAUGUACAUAUAUUUUAUGCGUUACAAAAAUGUUAAGUGUAUGGUGCUAAAAUUAAUUUAAAAAAUCGAUUUAAAUGUGUGCCUUUAUGAAUUUUUAUUACAUGAUGUAUACUUUGCAUGUCACCUACCAUAUGUUUUUGUUGCGAAAUUAACACGUAAUUUGUUCUGUUAUUAUCAUGAAACAUGAUUUAUUAUACAUCUCAUGUAUUUUCUAUAAUGUUAUUGUUAAAUGAAUACAAUGCACUAUGGUUUUUGCAUUACUCAUCUUCGUCUGUAUUUUCAGUAGUUUUGAUUUUGUUCUUGUUAUAGUCUCACUAUGAAUUUGUGCGACGAGUAAAUGCAUGUAUUAUUAUCUGCAGACAAUGAUUGAGUGAUAUUAUUUAUGUAGUAUGUAUAAUGUUCAACAAACUCGCUUACUCAUAACUUAAGUACUCAUCAGAAAUAUGUUUAUAUUAUUAUUACUGUUGUUAUCAAUUACAUAAACUAAAAUGUGUCCACAUGGGCCAUUAGCCUUCUGGAAAUAUUGUAAAUAAAAUCAUUAUCAUAUAGCAUUAGUGUUAAAGUUAACUCGUUAACUUUUUAAUAGACAGUUCCAAUGUUUGGGAAUGGAAGAAAUAAUAUAUGUUUCAUUUUUCGUAUAAUGUAUUAUACUUAUUGCAUUGUUACAGAUUUUUGCACAAAACUUCAAUGACAUGUGAAAAGGGAACUUUCUUACUAAAACUAACAACAGCAAAUAUUGCAUAAAUGCUUUUCUUUGCACAAACAUUUAGGUCUCAAAUAUCGAAAUACGCACGAACACAAAGUAGUAUAAAACAUAAAAAAGGACAUAUUUAUUUUAUGCUUUAACGGUUUAUAGAAAAAAAACAGCUACUUUUCAAACGUUCAAAAAUAAUAGUGAAAAUGAUCGAUACUUUUUUCAGGUUUCGUGUAAAAUGAAUAUGAUAUAUCAGUUUUAUAACGUUAAUGUUCCUUGAAAUCGCCAAUUUUACCGCUAACAUAUGUUACCAUUUAGUGAAAAGGCCUUUAAUACAUUAAACAUCUGUUGGUUUACUAUAUAAUCGAUUUUGUAUUCACUCGUGAUGAUACAAAUAAAUAUCCUCACUCUUGGCUUGGCCAUUCCUGGAAAUAUUGAAAUAUAUGAGUACUCGCUGAUAAUCUACUGACACCGAAAUGAUCCUACAUUUAUAAAAUUAUACAAUUAAAGCGCUGAAGGCACUGCAAUUGUUCGCCCUUUGAACAUAUUUAAUAUUACGUACAAUUACAGGACAUGGAGUUCGACGUUUGAACGUAGACCAAUCGAACGGCCACGAAAAAUGCAAACGCCAACAUAAUUUACUUUUUAUUGUCUACAGUGGUGAGAUUUUGAAAAAAAAACGGAGAAAAAUGCCACUUAUUUACAUCUCUCAUCAUUUUUAUAGGAUUCGAACAAACUCCACUUAUGAUUACAAAAAUGAAAAAAGAAAGUCAACGUAUAUCUAAGAUGGCGCUAAGGAAAAGUCUGUGAGUCUAACACAGAAUGAACCACAUCAUAAUUCUUAUAAUAAAUGUAUUGGUAUCAACGACCAUUGUAUAAAAUUCUCGAUCAAAUCAAAUAAAAAUAUUGAAAUUA